GAAAAUCCAUUUGAGUUUUACGACUCACUCAAGAAGUUUUUGCUUAAAGUCAAACUGGAGUGCGGUUUCGAUUCACUUAUCUUUGAUUUGUUAACAGCGAUACUACUGUUUAACCCCAGCCUACCUGACUUAACGCACAGGGAUGUUAUCAAGUUCCAGCAGAAAUUGUACUUAUAUUUACUGAAACGCUAUCUAAUGAUAAAGUAUGACCAGCCGGACAGCGAUGUGAAAUGCGCCAAAAUAUUGAGUAUAAUCAAUGAUUUGCAUGUAUUGGCACAUUUGCACCGGCAGAUCACCGCACAGAGAGAUCCCAAACAAAUAGGACCUCUACUACAAGAGGUCUAUUCAAUCAAAUGAUUUUGAUAACCAAAUUAUUUUUCAAUUAUUAAUCAGU
Messenger RNA from Oppiella nova, 394 nucleotides. NCBI's taxonomy places the organism in Eukaryota, Metazoa, Arthropoda, Arachnida, Sarcoptiformes, Oppiidae. The record is from the annotation of a GenBank genome assembly.